CUGAUAGGAUAGCAUCACUACUCACAAGUAGGCUUAUUAAUUAUUCUCUUACUUGCUUGAUCAAAUCAACCAUCACCAUGACCAACUCCUCCAAAACCAUUUCUGCCACUCUCCUAGUUUCCCUUGCGCUUAUUACUUUUCUCUUCUCCUCCACGGUGAAUGCUAGUUAUUAUGAAAAGAUUUCCCCAACACAGCUAGGUUUCAAAGAGGAGAAGCUCACCCACCUUCGCUUCUUCUUCCAUGACAUCGUUACGGGCCCGAAGCCCUCCAUGGUCAUAUCCGUCGAGUCACCCAUCAAGGAUAAGUCCAAGUCUCCACUGCCCUUCGGAUCCAUUGUGGUGAUGGAGGACCCAUUGACGUUGGGUCCCGAACUCGAUUCCAACCUCAUUGGAAAAGCCCAAGGGUUUUACAUGACAGUAGCCCAGGAAGCUGAGCUGUACUUGGAGCUAAUCAUGGGAAUGACAUUUACGUUCAUGGAGGGUGAAUUUAACGGGAGCACCUUAACUGUCAUGGGGCGUAACACCAUAUCGUCUCCCAUAAGGGAGAUGCCAAUCGUUGGUGGGACAGGGGCUUUCAGGUUUGCACGUGGUUUUGUUCAACCAAAGACUUACCAGGUUGAUUACUACAAAGGUGAUGCUGUUGUCGAGUACAACGUCUAUGUGUUCCAUUAUACAUCCCCAUCUUCGUUCUGGGAUGUUUAAGUAUAUAUGUAUGUGAUUAUAUCAUAUUACAUAUGUUGUGAUUAAGCUAGCUAAAUAAUAUGUGUCACCCUCAAUAUUUCAUAUUGGGAGAUUUUUUGUUUUUUUGAGAUGGUGUUGUUAAUGUUAGUGUGUAAUGGGUGAGAAAGGAACCAAAGAGGGAACAAUAUUCUAUGACAAUGGUUUGUAUUAUGUGAACGAAAAUGCAAUUUGAAAGUAAUAUUUUCCUUUUAAA
Messenger RNA from Lotus japonicus, 933 nucleotides. RefSeq names its product pterocarpan synthase 1-like. Lineage: Eukaryota; Viridiplantae; Streptophyta; Magnoliopsida; Fabales; Fabaceae. The record is from RefSeq and is a predicted model, not a curated record. The transcript has a single exon. Bases 78 to 701 code for a protein of 207 amino acids.